Polyodon spathula (Mississippi paddlefish) is the source of this 1352-nucleotide messenger RNA. Its product is annotated as apolipoprotein A-I-like. The transcript is spliced from 3 exons. Gene Ontology annotation, biological process: positive regulation of lipid biosynthetic process; reverse cholesterol transport; phospholipid efflux. Bases 16 to 771 code for a protein of 251 amino acids. Gene Ontology annotation, cellular component: extracellular region; high-density lipoprotein particle; chylomicron. The record is from RefSeq and is a predicted model, not a curated record. Lineage: Eukaryota; Metazoa; Chordata; Actinopteri; Acipenseriformes; Polyodontidae. Gene Ontology annotation, molecular function: phosphatidylcholine-sterol O-acyltransferase activator activity; phospholipid binding; cholesterol binding.
GAUCGAGAUCCAGUCAUGAAGUUCCUUGUGGUUCUCGCUAUAGCCGUGUUCACUGGCUGUCACGCUAAUAUCCUGUGGCAGGAUGAGCCAAAGACUCAGUUGGAGGUGGUGAGAGAUGCAUUCUGGGAUUACGUUGCCAAGGCGACCCAGACUGCCGGGGACACUCUUGAGAAGGUGAAGCAGUCCAAGCUGGGCCAGGAGCUCAACACCAAAAUCUCGGACAGCGCCAGCACUGCCACCCUGUACGCGGUGGAGCUGCGUGGUAAGAUGACCCCCAUGGCCCAGGAGAUCCUGCACAAGAUGAGCCGGGACACCGAGGUCCUCCGGCAGCAGCUCCUGAGCGACCUGCAGGCCCUGAACAGCCAGCUGACUCCGUACGCCGACGAGCUCAACGGCAAGAUCCAGAAGAACAUCAACGAGCUGCGCCAGGCCCUGGGCCAGAACUCGGAGACCCUGCGCCAGAACCUGGCCGUCAGCACCGAGGUGCUGAGGAAGAAGCUGCAGGGGAACGUGGAGGAGCUCCGUGCCCAGCUCAGCCCCUACGCUGCCAAACUCCAAGACAGAAUCAACCAGCGACUGGAGGAGUUCCAGCAGAACAUGGGGCCCCUGACCCAGACCCUGCAGGAGAGGUUGAGCCAGGCUGCCCAGGAGGUGCGGGUGAACCUCACCCCCUACGCCGAGGACCUCCAGCAGAAGCUGAACCCCUACGCAGAGGAUCUGCAGGCUCAGCUCUCCUCUCUGUGGGAUUCCUUUCGCCAGAACUUCAACUAAACCACCCCUCUAAGGACAGAAGAAAUGGCACGCUCCGACAUUAACAUUCCUGCUCUGCUCUACUGCAAUGGAGCGGAAUGCUCGUGGUGGGGCAUACCAUUUCUCGCACAGGGGCUUUUUAAAUGAACUUAAAUGCCCUUGGUUCGAAACCUAUCCUGUAUACUAUAUAGAAAAGGGCGUGUCUGUCUUUCCUACCUGUUGUAAUAGAAUCACAGCGCCCUGACCUCUCCCUUUAUUUAGUGGCAAGUGUAGCAUCUUACCGGGCAGCGUCUCUCAGGUUGUGAGAGUGCUGUGUGAAGCUCAGGGCUGUAGUUCACAGAUUUGUAUUGUUCCUUUGUGUUCUCAGGUCUGUACAGCACGCGGGUGUGUUUGGAAUGACCUGCUGUCUGUGUCAUGCUUCUAAACAAACAGGGAGACACCUCUCUCUAGUCUACUCUUCCGGCGUGAAAUUAAAAUAUUCAGUGUUAGUAGCGACAGGUGCCUUCCGAGUGUGUUUUUAAUGAAGAGAUUUCCUGAUGACUUUUCCAAACGCGUUCCAAAUGAUUCCUUUAACUUAUAAUAAAAUGAAAAUUUAAAAUGCA